CUAGUCUAUCUUAUACUUAAUUCCUGCCUUAGCGAGCCCUAUGGCCCGACGGGGGUACCGUUUACUAUCCCUAAGUUCUAGGAACCCUACUCUACUACGGAGGAGCCUCGCUGGUAAUGCUGCGACCGGUGAUACCGCCUUCCGCUUUACUACUCUACCUCCUUGCACAUCGAUAUUGUCUUCCAUGGUGGGUUGGUCCGUGCACUCGCUUCGCGCGGUGGGCGCGGGCGCGCAAAUUCUUUGAUAUUGGUAGGAAUCGAAUGCCACCAACGCACUCUAUAAGAAUCACUGGACGAGCAACCACCUACGAAAAGGUGGUCGAAGACGUUGGUGGUUAGAGGAGGUGACGUUGGCCUAUACGUAUACGGAUACGAGUGCGACCGCGCGCGAACAUUUGAGUCUGGUCAUGCGAAGUUUUGAGACUGG
Messenger RNA from Aplosporella prunicola CBS 121167, 426 nucleotides. RefSeq lists its product as uncharacterized. The transcript has a single exon. The coding region runs from base 117 to 338 and encodes 73 amino acids. NCBI's taxonomy places the organism in Eukaryota, Fungi, Ascomycota, Dothideomycetes, Botryosphaeriales, Aplosporellaceae. The record is from RefSeq and is a predicted model, not a curated record.